Molecule: messenger RNA, 1701 nt
Organism: Cotesia congregata
Lineage: Eukaryota; Metazoa; Arthropoda; Insecta; Hymenoptera; Braconidae
Source: the annotation of a GenBank genome assembly
AUGGCUGUUGCUGCUGCUCAAAAGAACCGCGAAAUGUUCGCUAUUAAAAAAUCAUACAGUAUUGAGAAUGGAUAUCCAGCUCGUCGAAGAUCUCUUGUCGACGACGCGCGUUUUGAGACUUUGGUGGUCAAGCAAACCAAGCAAAGUGUUCUCGAAGAAGCCCGUCAGAGAGCCAAUGACUCAAGUGCUGAUCCAGCAAAUUGCGCUCAAGAACAGCAAGACCACGAGGAACCUUACACGUCUUCUAGCGAUGACGAACAAUCUGAAACUUUGAGCGCUGCUCAAGAUGGAGAAGCUAAGGCUGAAGCUUCAUCAUCGGACGGAGAGGAGAAAUCUUUUGGACCCGACGAAUAUUACGGACUAACUGAAGAAGAAGUAGUACUUGCAAAAUCAAUAGCCGAAAGUCCGGAUGGUGAAACAGGAAUCCAAAAAGCGACAUUGAUGCUACGCUUACGCGAUGGAAUAGGCUCGCUUGCGCGUAUACUGAAGGCCAUAGAAAAUUUCAAGGGCACUGUCACCCAUCUGGAAUCGCGUCCAUCGCGUAAAGAAGGCUCUCAAUUUGAUGUACUGGUCAAGGUGGACAUGACACGUCAGUGUCUGUUGCAACUGAUCCGCAAUUUGCGGCAAAGUGCCGCGCUUGAAGAAGUAACCCUUCUCACAGACAACUCUGUCAGCAUCAAAGACCCGUGGUUUCCACGUCACGCCUCCGAUCUCGACAAUUGCAACCAUCUGAUGACCAAAUACGAGCCGGACUUGGACAUGAAUCACCCUGGAUUCGCUGAUAAGGAGUACCGCGCUCGCAGGAAAAUCAUCGCCGAGAUAGCUUUCGCUUACAAAUACGGCGACCCUAUCCCUUCUAUUCCCUACACUGAGACCGAAAAUGAGACCUGGUUGCGAGUUUUUAACACUGUCGUUGAUUUGGUUCCAAAACACGCGUGCAUCGAGUACCAACGUGUAUUCAAAAAGCUACGAGAUGAAAAGAUUUUCGUUCCUCAUCGCAUUCCUCAGCUUCAAGAAGUCAGCGAUUUUUUGAACAGAAACACCGGAUUCACUCUGCGUCCCGCUGCUGGACUCCUUACUGCUAGAGACUUUUUGUCCAGUCUUGCUUUCAGAAUAUUCCAAAGCACACAGUACGUCAGACACAUCAACAGCCCGUACCAUACUCCUGAACCUGAUUGCAUCCACGAGCUCCUGGGUCACAUGCCGCUGCUCGCAGACCCAAGCUUCGCCCAGUUUUCACAAGAAAUCGGUCUCGCCUCCCUGGGAGCUUCCGACGAAGAAAUCGAAAAAUUGUCCACGAUCUACUGGUUCACCGUCGAGUUCGGUCUCUGCAAGGAAGGAAAAGAAGUAAAGGCCUACGGAGCUGGAUUGCUGUCAGCGUACGGAGAGCUUUUGCACUCACUGAGUGACAAAUGUGAGCACAGACCAUUCGACCCCUCGACCACGGCCCUCCAGCCGUACCAGGACCAAGACUUCCAACCGAUCUACUACGUCGCGGAAAGCUUCGAGGAUGCUAAAGAAAAAUUCAGGCGCUGGGUCAGCACCAUGAGCAGGCCCUUCGAGGUCAGAUUCAACCCACACACGCAGAGAGUUGAAGUUCUUGACUCUGUCGAAAGACUCGAGGGUCUUGUCAAUCAAGUCAACACUGAGAUACUUCAUCUGACGAAUGCCAUCAAAAAAAUGCAAGCUACAAGAAUCUAA